AUGCCGUUCACGCGUAUCUCCACGAAUUCCUAUCUUCCUUGUAACAAUCGCUUACGACCGAAUCAGAUGUCACAGAGUUAUUGGAAAAGCAGUAAAAGUGAUUCUGCUCUUACAUCGUCAACGGACACUCAAAUGAAACGUAUGCAGGAUGGUAGAUUUGGAGAGACUGAAAAUCGAUGGAAAAAAUCUCUAAGAAAUCCAAAUGCCAAAAAACGGCUCCGAAUGGCAUGCUCUGGUCGUCAAGUUGCGUGUUGCUUGUGCUUGAUCAUCGCUAUUGGUCUCUUGGCGAGUAUAGCUCUUGGUUCUAUACUUGCCGUAGUUUUACCACAUAAAACUACUCUAUCAACAACAACAACGACUGCUACUACAGCAACAUCAACAACAUCAACAUCGACGACUUCGACCUCGUCAACAAGUGCUACAACUAGUACGAGCUCGUCAUCAAGUACUUCAUCCACUAGUUCGACGUCAUCAACAAGUACUACAACCAGUACGAGUUCAUCAUCAAGUACCUCAAGUACUAGUUCAACCUCAUCAACAAGUGCUACAACUAGUACGAGCUCGUCAUCAAGCACUUCAUCUACUAGUUCGACGUCAUCAACAAGCACUUCAACCACCAGUACGAGUACGUCAACAAGUACCUCAAGUACCAGUUCGACCUCGUCGACAAGUGCCACAACCAGUACGACUUCGACAACAAGUACUACAAGCUCGACAACCUCAACAACAAGUAGUACAUCAACCACGAGUACAACAUCAAAGACAACGUCGACAUCAAGUACUUCAACUUCUACAUCAACGACAACAACACCAACAUGCGGCAGUGUUAGCAAUCCUCCAGGACAAAUUCUGAAUUUGCCCUCUGGUUCUGCGCCGAGCACGUAUACACAUUACACUCACGGUUUUAUAGCAAGCGAUUUCUCAUCAACUCUAUCUUUCAUAACAACGGGUGAUGCUGGAGGGGGUGGUAAUCAUUAUUGGUUACUAGACAAAGUAUCUGUGACAGAUAUGAACACAAGCAUAAACGUUCUCACUAAUGGAGAUUUUGAAAUGGGAAAUUUAAAUGGAUGGUCACAGUUCUGCAACAACGAUGUCAAUUGUAAAACAACUAAUUAUUAUGCUCAUACCGUAGCAAGUCCAUGUUAUUCAGGAGCAUACUGCGUUUACGAUUCAUGUCAAAAUUACGAUUAUCUAUUUCAAUCGUUUUCUACUGUGGCUGGAAAUUAUUAUUUGAUAUCAUAUUAUCUCAGAAUUGGUUCUAGUGGAGGAGGCGAGCAGAUAUAUGUCACAUUAACUUGA
Molecule: messenger RNA, 1299 nt
Organism: Adineta ricciae
Lineage: Eukaryota; Metazoa; Rotifera; Eurotatoria; Adinetida; Adinetidae
Source: the annotation of a GenBank genome assembly